This is a messenger RNA of Myzus persicae (green peach aphid), 1548 nucleotides long. RefSeq names its product trimeric intracellular cation channel type 1B.2. Gene Ontology annotation, cellular component: membrane. Gene Ontology annotation, biological process: potassium ion transmembrane transport. The coding region runs from base 569 to 1393 and encodes 274 amino acids. NCBI's taxonomy places the organism in Eukaryota, Metazoa, Arthropoda, Insecta, Hemiptera, Aphididae. The record is from RefSeq and is a predicted model, not a curated record. Gene Ontology annotation, molecular function: identical protein binding; potassium channel activity. The transcript has 8 exons.
AGAGACAUGACUUGACAACACACAACUACUACUCAAGUACUCAACGUCUCGACAGUGCACACUGCACAUCUUUUAUCAAUGACUGUGAAUGAGUGAAAACUACUAAAUAUAUCUAUUUUGUCAUGAUAGUGUGCUUGUGCGGUGGUGAACACGCCUUGUGCACUGUUAACAGUUGUAUACUUUGACAAUUGACUGCGGUGUGGGUGUGCACUGUGCCGCUAUUCAUUUCAUUGUUUAAUAUUAUUGUUAUUAUUAUUUUAUAUUUACUGCAGUCGAGGGCUUCAGCCGAAGAAGACUUCGUGAGUGUUUUUUUUUUCAUGCAUAAACCGCACAGUGCCUGAACGCCAUUGCGACACUGGCGAGUGUCGUUCGCAGCACGCAUCGCAGCCGUCGUCGUUUGUCGCGCGUUUUAUUAAUACACCGGCAGAACUACUCGCCGGGGCAUUGUGCUAUAAUUAUCUCACGAUCCGCUGGCAGGUCUGCCCGUUUGACGAUAGAUAAUUCGCCGGGUAAACGCUGACAGUGCACCUCACAGAAUCCCUCACAAUUAUUGGAGAGAACCGGGAACAUGGACGCCGAAUCGUUUUUGGAGUUUGCCAGCCAAGUGACCAAAUGGAAGAUGUACCCGUACUUCGACGUCGCCCAUAGCGUGCUCUGUGCGCUCCAUGUCCGUGACGACCUCGGUCCAGGAGCACUGGCGUUUUCACGCAAGCACCCCAUUUCCUGUUGGUUAUCUACGAUGCUGGUCGUCUUUGCUGGGGGCAUGUUGAGCGCUGCUCUACUUGGCGAACCCCCUCUUGCACCGCUCAAAAACACUCAACAACUUUUGAUUGCUACAGCAGUAUGGUAUCUAGUUUUUUACACACCGUUUGAUAUUGGAUUCAGUAUUGCAAAGUUUCUUCCUGUGAAAUUAGUGUUUUCUGUUAUGAAAGAAAUAUACCGUUGCAAAAAAGUACAUGAUGGUGUAUUGCAUGCAGCUAAACUCUAUCCCAACGCCUACAUCAUAAUGGUUUUAAUCGGGACCCUUAAAGGAAAUGGUGCUUCGUUUACCAAAAUUAUUGAGAGACUUUUAAGAGGAGUAUGGACACCCACAUCUAUUGAGACAUUACAACCCAGUUUUACUACUAAAGCAUGCAUUAUAGCAUCCGUGGUGUUUGUACUUGAUAUUAAAAGUGAUUUGAUAUCAGCUCCACAUGCUUUUGUUUAUGUUUUCGUCAUCGGUUUCUUCAUAUACUUCAAGGUAUUUUCUUCAAUGAUUUUGGGUAUACAUGAGCCAAUGUUACCAUUUGAAAACUUGAUAUGCGCAAUAUUCUUUGGAGGUAUAUUUGAUUAUACUACAAAAGCAUUCAAAAAUACCAAAGACGAUAAAGUAGAUACAAAAAAGAAAGAUUAACCAUCAAUGGAAUUUGGUUAAUGUUCUAAAUUAUGAAAUUCACUAUGUGAUGAAUUAUUUUAUAUCUAGUCGAUGCAUUUUUCUUGCACAAAAACAAAACAUAAUGUUCCCCAAUUGACUAUUAAUUAUAAAAUCAGUUGUUUUUUUUAAAUGUA